Messenger RNA from Labrus mixtus (cuckoo wrasse), 6674 nucleotides. It is a transcript of the gene ano3, whose product is annotated as anoctamin 3. Bases 150 to 3155 code for a protein of 1001 amino acids. The record is from RefSeq and is a predicted model, not a curated record. NCBI's taxonomy places the organism in Eukaryota, Metazoa, Chordata, Actinopteri, Labriformes, Labridae. Gene Ontology annotation, biological process: chloride transmembrane transport. Gene Ontology annotation, molecular function: chloride channel activity; protein dimerization activity. The transcript has 25 exons. Gene Ontology annotation, cellular component: plasma membrane.
CAGCCGUGGAUGGUGGUGCUGCUCGUGGUGGUUAGGGAGCGGAGGGGGAGCUUUUACACAGGUGUUGCUGGGCUUUGCGCAUCGGCCGUGAGAUCGUUUGGCAGGAUGGGUGCUGCGAGAACACCUACGCACCCCCAUCAUAGUUUCCCAUGUACUGUGCACUCCUGCUUUCUCAAACACGGAAUUCAAUUAACGCUGUGAUCAGACUGAACGCCGCAAUGGUGCACCACUCGGGCUCCAUCCAGUCCUUCAAGCAGCAGAAAGGCAUGCACACCAGCAUCAGCGAGAUCCUGAAGGAGAAAAGCCUGAAGCCGUCUCGCCGCAGCCUGCCCUGCCUGGCCCAGAGCCAGACUCACCCCAUCAACCUCAACCACUUCCUGUCUGUGCCACUGAGCCCAGAGCCCAAAGCCGACGUUGAGGGUCUGAGUCAGAGCAUCAGCACCUCCUGCAGCCUCCUGCCCCCACAGACAGCAGAGGACGGCAAGGAUCACUGUGUGGUGGAGUCAGAGGCAACGACAUGUGAGACGAGGGCAGACGAGUCCUUUCUGCUACAAAAGCGAACCGUGUUUCGAGCCAGAUUUGAGGCUCGCACAGAUUCAAUUCAGCAAGGAAAGAAUCGGGCUGUAUCCUCUGGGCUGUUUUUCCGAGAUGGGAAAAAGCGCAUUGACUACAUCCUGGUUUAUAAGAAGUCCAGUCCACAGGUGGAGAAGAGGUGCACCUUUGAGAAAAAUUUACGGGCUGAAGGUCUCAUGCUGGAGAAGGAGCCCUCCUUGACAAACAACGACAUCAUGUUUGUGAAGAUCCACGCUCCCUGGGAUACACUUUGCAAAUAUGCAGAGCAAAUGAACAUCCGAAUGCCUUUCAGGAAAAAAUGCUACUUUACAGACUGGAAGAGCAAAACCCUGGGCAGCAGGUUUCAUAUGAGAUGUCGACAGAUCAAAAGCUGGCUUCCCAGAAAUCCCAUGAAGCUGGACAAAGAGGCCUUGCCUGACCUGGAGGAGACCGACUGCUACACAGCCCCCUUCAGCAGAGCACGCAUGCAUCACUUCACCAUCAACAACAGACAGACCUUCUUUUCCAAUUCGACCAGAAGCAGAAUAGUCCAUCACGUCCUGCAGCGCACCAAGUACGAGGAAGGAAAAUUAAAGAUGGGUAUCAACAGGCUGUUGGGCAACAACACGUAUGAGGCUGCAUUUCCUCCUCAUGAGGGUGGUUACAAGAGCAGACAUCCAAUUAAGACACACGGUGCCCAGAACCACAGACAUCUUCUGUACGAGCGCUGGGCUCGCUGGGGAAUGUGGUACAAAUACCAGCCUCUGGACCUCAUCAGGCGGUACUUUGGAGAGAAAAUUGGUCUUUACUUUGCGUGGUUGGGCUGGUACACCGGCAUGUUGAUCCCUGCUGCCCUGGUUGGCGUUUUUGUCUUCCUCUAUGGUCUUUUUACGAUGGACUCCAGCCAAGUCAGUAAAGAGAUCUGUGAAGCCAACACUACCAUCAUGUGUCCUAUGUGUGAGGACACCUGUGAUCCAUGGACACUGAGCGACAGUUGUGUCUAUGCAAAGGUGACCCGUCUGUUUGAUAACGGCGGCACUGUGUUCUUCGCUAUCUUCAUGGCUAUCUGGGCCACAGUAUUCCUGGAGUUCUGGAAAAGAAGGAGGGCAGAGCUGACUUAUGACUGGGACCUCAUCGAUUGGGAAGAAGAAGAGGUACAUGAGGAGCUAAGACCUCAAUUCGAAGCCAAGUACUCAAGGAUGGAGAGAGUCAACCCCAUCUCUGGCAAGCCCGAGCCUUUCCAGCCGUUCUCAGACAAACUGAGCCGGCUCAUGGUUUCUGUGUCCGGAAUAUUCUUCAUGAUUUCCCUCGUCCUGACAGCCGUGUUUGCCGUUGUGGUUUUCCGACUUAUUGCCAUGGAGAAGUUCGCGUCCUUCGGCUGGUAUUUUGUGAAGAAAAACUGGCAGUUUGCCACCUCUGGCACCGGCGUCUGCAUCAACUUUAUGAUCAUCAUGUCUCUCAACGUGGUGUAUGAAAAGGUGGCCUAUCUGCUGACAAACUUGGAGCACCCACGGACAGAGUCUGAGUGGGAGAACAGCUUCGCUCUGAAGAUGUUCCUCUUCCAGUUUGUGAAUCUGAACAGCUCCACAUUUUACAUCGCUUUCUUCCUGGGAAGGUUUGCUGGCAGGCCUGGAAAAUACAAUAAACUCUUUAAUCGAUGGAGGCUGGAGGAGUGCCACCCAAGCGGGUGUUUGAUUGAUCUGUGCCUGCAAAUGGGCGUCAUCAUGUUCUUCAAACAAAUCUGGAACAAUUUCAUGGAGCUCGGUUUUCCUCUGCUGCAGAACUGGUGGUCUCGCAGAAAGAUGAAGAAAGGAGGUGGUGGAGGGCAGAACGUGGAGAAUAAAGCCCAGCUUCCACAGUGGGACAAAGACUGGAAUCUGCAGCCGAUGAACGCACAUGGACUCGUGGACGAAUACCUUGAAAUGGUUCUCCAGUUUGGCUUCACCACCAUAUUCGUAGCAGCGUUCCCGCUGGCUCCUCUCCUCGCUCUGCUCAACAACAUCAUUGAGAUUCGCCUUGACGCAUACAAGUUUGUCACUCAGUGGAGGAGACCAAUGCCAGCCCGAGCCACUGACAUAGGUAUCUGGCACGGGAUUCUUGAAGGAAUCGGCGUGCUCGCAGUCAUCACCAACGCCUUUGUCAUUGCCAUAACCUCAGACUACAUCCCCCGAUUUGUUUACGCUUUCAAAUACGGCCCGUGUAAAGACAAGGGACACCACCACAAGGAUGAGUGUUUGCAAGGCUACAUGAACAGCAGCCUGUCGGUGUUUGACAUGAGCGAGCUGAAGAACAGCAGUCAGCCCAUUUACUGCAGGUACAGAGACUACAGAGCCCCGCCCUGGAGUACGGGGCCCUACGAAUUCACCCUGCAGUUCUGGCACGUCUUGGCUGCCAGGCUGGCCUUCAUCAUCGUCUUUGAGCACCUGGUGUUUGGGAUCAAGUCCUUCAUAGCGUACCUCAUCCCCGACAUGCCGAAGGGUCUGUGCGAUCGUAUGAGGAGGGAGAAGUACCUAAUGCAGGAGAUGAUGUACGAGGCGGAGCUGGAGCACCUACAGAAGGAGAGGAAGAAGAACGGACGGCGUUAUCACCACGAGUGGCCUUAGCUUAACCCCGCCCGUGUCUCCACUACAAGCCGCAAAGCCCUCAAGUCACAGGCACAACCUCCUCUGCCUGCUUGUUUAUGUCUAUUAGCUUUGAGAGUCGAGCUUCACUUGGCUGAUUCUGUACACCAAAGACGUGUUCUUCAGUUACCAGAUCCUCCCACAAACCUGUCCACUUCUAGGCUCUGACCUUCGCCACUCCCCCCCCCCCCCCGCCAUCUAUUACACGACCGGUUUUGCCGCUGCUCAUUGUUUCUGACCAUGCCCAAUGCCUGACCCAGCUUCAUCCGGCUGCAGGCCCCUUGUUUCUCGACUGUGUCAUGGCUUCCCUAGACAAAAACCUUUUUGCAAAUUAAUGUUUACUAUGCAGAUCAAGGGCUGCAGAUCACCACUGUUCGCUUCUUGGCACUCAUCCUGCACUCUCUCUGUGUGUGGCAGCUAGCACUCGGCUUUGACUCUGCAGUUCGGUGCAGCUCGCAGCAUGACCGUGCUGCCAUCGCUCUGCUGGUUUCUGUGACAGAGCUACUGUGGCGUUUCUUGUUGCAAAAGUGGUUCUGGUGAUGUGGCUACCAAAUACAAUGGACAUUUUUCGUACAAAGCGACUGUAUAUCGCCCUUGAAGCAUGCUGAUUAAUAUUUGCGGCCAUUUGUCAACUGCAAAGAAUGAUAAAAAAUAAAAGCAACAGCACUCAUUGUGGAGGAUGUUUAACAUCUAUUAGGUACAAAGAAUUCUGAAACCAUAAAAAGUGCAUGGUCUUUUUGUUUUGUACCUUUUGAUAGACUAUGUCCCUGUUUUGAAGCCUGGUUCACGUGUGUGUGUGUGUGUGUGUGUGUGUGUGUGUGUGUGUGUGUACGCAGUGUGAGCUGUGUGUUAAUCUUUGUGCUAAUGCUGAGCUUGACUGUCUCCAGUUGAGGAAAUGUGAACUUAGUGCGAUUUGAUUGUGCCUACAGUUGUGCUCACCACAAUUGUGUCACCAACAUCACGUGUGCCUGUUUGUGCUGCACAUGCUUUUAUUCAAGUGGAAGAAAUAUUCUCUCUCCUUGUUCUAUUGUCUAAAGACCUUUCUGAACUCUCCUGUAAGGAUUUGCUUUGAACGUCAGUCACUCCACAGCACCUCCUCUGGUCUCGGUGCACACCGUAAUGUGACUCCCAUCAUAAACACUGUAUGCACUCGCAAUGCAGAAGCCACAAAUCCACUCUUUCAUUCUGCACUCACAGCCUGUUUUUCAUUUGGUGUUGGAAGCCCUGAAGCGUGGUUGAAACUUGGAUCACUGGGACAUACCUGUGGCUUGGAUGUUCAGUUUGCAAAGAACAUCCAUCCACUGUUCCUCAGUUCAAAUCUACCACUAAAGCUUUUUUUUUGUUCUCAACCUCUGCUAAACAAAUGAUCAGAUGAGGUUUGAACUGCUCUCUGACAUUGAUGUGAAAAUGAGAAGGUGGGUUUUGGUUAAAUGCAGAGUCUUGACAUUGCCUUCUGUUGUGGUCAGGUCUGACGUCACAGAAUAGAAAACUCAGGAAAACAGGUAGCAUGAGCGACGAAUCCAUUCGGAAGUCGGGAACAUCAUUACAUAAUUAUACGUGUUGAGAUGGAGAGUUUGAGUGUGGAGAAAUUGUAUUAAUGAGGGAUUUUUUUUUUGAUUUUGAAGCUUAUGAGAACUGAAACUUUAGCCCGAGAGCUUUAGUUCUGGUCGCGUGGAAUACGACUUUGACUUAACAACAUUAUGCACAGUGAGCGUAAAAAGAAGAGAAUCACUUCCCAGGUUGCAUUUCACAACAACUAAAAAAGGAUUUUUACAAUAAGCAUACAUCAUUUAACUGUUUUUAUUUAAUGUAUUGCUCCUUGUAUAUACAUGUAUGUCAUGUUUUUAUACUUUUUAUUUUAUGCUAUCUGUAUGAGUUCAUCUGUUUUCACCCUCAGAUAGACAAAGUUAUGUCCACAUUUCUCAGGUGUCCUCUGAAUGUUCGCAGAUAAUCAACUUCCGAUCAUAUUUUCUAAGAUGCAGUCAAAGGAAUCCCGCUUUUUUUUUUAGAUAUAUAUUUUUGCAUUUGCAGUGCAUUUGCAUGACUUUAAUGCACACUCACAAUUAAAAGCAUGUUUUUUUUUUUCCUUUUCCUCCAUUAUCACAGCAAGCAUAGUAGAGCAGAAAUCAUGGAUCACACAGUCGAUUAAAGACGCACAAGUUGCAGGUGGCUGGCUAAGACUCUAUAAUCUUUCACUUCAUAGCGAGUAAUCCAACGAUCAUAAUCAUUUCAUCCUCAAGAGAGAGAUAUUUGUUCUCCUGAAUCUUGUUCCGAUGCAUAGGAAACUAGCCCAGGUUGUCUGCAUAUCUUCCCUGCUAUGUGAACUUUGAAAAUCUAUGCAUGUUGUUAUCCUUUAGUGCUACUUUUAUUUUGGAGAGAUGCAGAUGUAAAUGUAAGGUACAUUUGUACUGUAGAGUAUGCAUGACCUAACAGCUACCUUGUGUAAGGUUGUUAAUGGCGUCUUAAAACAUAUCACCGCCCUCUUUCAGUGAUGGUCAUUUAAGGAGGCCUGGACGAGACAUUAGGCGUUUUCGGACCGCAGGAACUUCUUCAUAGCUCUAGGAACUUUUGGAACCCUACUCCUUUUUUAUUCAUUCCGCACCGCAGGAACUUUGAAAUAUUUUAGUUCCUAGAGCCCCGUUAAGAGGAACCUUUUAGCUCCUGCUUCAGAGUAGGUACCAUGGCGGUGCGGAUGCAAACGGAAAAAAAAGUUCCCGUGGUGUAUAGUUCUCAGAGAACUCCCUAGUGGAUAGCUCCUCUUCAAAAAGUCCCCAGAACUGUUUGGUCUGAAAACACCUAGUAUGUCUCUUGAAGUGUCAGAAUGUUAUACUGGAAGAGUAUUAAUAUUGGUCCCCUGGUUGGUCCCUUAAUAUUAAACUAAGACCUUGGACUCCAGUCUGAUUUCAUUUAAUCUGGAUUGAAUAUAAACAUAUAAACUUCAGACUUCUUCAACUGGGAAUCAAAAUUACAUUUUCCCCUCUUCCAACUGAAGCUUUUAAAAUGACAAGAUAGGAUUCAUUUUAUGAAUGAAGAACUCAAAGAUAUCGGAUGUCUUACCUGCCCAGCUAUAAGCAUUUGAUUAAUUAAUCUCCCGACUUUCCUCUCCUCUCCGAGAGUAUUGGUUCCCCUUCAAACCAAAUUCUGCAUAGUGGUAGAAAAGCUGUUUCCCAUGCCUUCUACUACAAUAGCACAGUAUGGGUAUCUCAUAAUAAGUAAUAAAGGCAUGACCUUGCACAUCUCUGAAGACUUGGCAUAGGAGGAUUGAGCUUUCUGUUCCGUGCUAUGCCUCCUUACUGGAUUGUGCUGAUAGAGAAGCACAUAGACAGAGAUUUAACUGUACAAUAGGUUGGUAUCAGACGUGACAUGAAGUGUAUCAAUAACAUUGUUUACUUCGUUCCUGUUUACAUGUAAAAACAUAUUGAGAUGUAUAAAAAUAAUGUAACAUAAAAUAAUUUGGAUAUCAUUCUUUUCUGUAAUAAAUCAUGGAUUGUAUCUUUUAAA